Culex pipiens pallens (northern house mosquito) is the source of this 1600-nucleotide messenger RNA. It is a transcript of the gene Cox10, whose product is annotated as protoheme IX farnesyltransferase, mitochondrial. The coding region runs from base 126 to 1502 and encodes 458 amino acids. The transcript is spliced from 3 exons. Lineage: Eukaryota; Metazoa; Arthropoda; Insecta; Diptera; Culicidae. Gene Ontology annotation, cellular component: mitochondrion; membrane. Gene Ontology annotation, biological process: heme biosynthetic process. Gene Ontology annotation, molecular function: protoheme IX farnesyltransferase activity. The record is from RefSeq and is a predicted model, not a curated record.
UUUCACUCUUUUGGUGCGCGGUGCGGUGCAAAUCGAUUUCAAAACAGUCACCGGAUCCUCGCGGCGCCUGUGGUGGCCUGUGAAUUACCCGAUUUUUCCUGCGAACGAUGGUGCGCGCGUCCUAAAUGCAUCGGAUAGUGGCCAACAGUCGGCUGUGGUGUGACCUGGCCGCACGGCACCUGUCCCAGCAGCGCAGUUCCCUGGCCGCACGCCAAGGCCAACUCGGAUUCGUUCGAUUGUACGUAAGCAAAGCUCCAGUGAGUCAGAUUAGCUCGUCCGGCGCGGCUAAAUCAUCCGACGAGCAUAAUGGACCCGCGAAAGGAGCAGCGCCCCAGGCCAUUCCGCUGGCCGUCCCCUUAGUGGUGCCGUUGGACACCAAAGCAAUAGUCAAUGAAAUUACCAAAUCGUUAGAGAGCAAAAGUAAACCGGGGAAGCAGGACGAUGGCCAGGUGGUGGCGUCGAUUACGUCCCUGCCUGGGUUUAGCCGGUUAAUCUACCACUACUUGAUGUUGUCCAAGAUUCGGUUGACUUCACUCGUGGUCAUGACGGCGAUGGCCGGCUACGCGAUGGCACCGGCACCGUUCGAGUUGAGCACGUUCCUGCUCUGUUCAAUCGGAACCACGCUGGUGUCCGGCGCCGCCAACUCCAUCAACCAGGUGAUCGAAACGUCGUUCGACGCACAAAUGGCCCGCACCCGCAACCGCGUGCUCGUCCAGGGUCACCUGAGUCGCCUCCACGCGGUCGGAUUCGCGCUCGGCGCCAGCACCGUCGGCGUCGGAAUGCUCUACUUUGGCGUGAACGAGCUGACGGCGGCGCUCGGAGCGGCCAACCUCAUCCUCUACACCAGCAUCUACACGCCGAUGAAGCGGUACAGCAUACUGAACACGUGGGUCGGUUCGCUGGUGGGCGCCAUCCCGCCGCUGAUGGGUUGGGCCGCGUGCACCGGUGGGGACAUCGGUGCCGGCGCCUGGAUCCUCGCCGGUCUGCUCUACUGUUGGCAGUUUCCGCACUUUAACGCCCUCUCGUGGAACAUUCGCCCCGAGUACCUGAAGGCGGGCUACAAAAUGAUGGCCAACUCCCACCCGGAGCUCUGCACGAGGGUCUCGCUACGUCACACGGGUUACACCACGGCCCUGUGCCUUCUAGCACCGGCACUGGACGUCACAAACAUGUGGUUCGCCCUGGAGACUCUCCCGCUGAACGCUUACUUUGCGUACCUCGCCUACGAGUUCCACCAGAAAGCGGACAGCAAGAGCUCCCGCAAGUUGUUCCGCUUCUCGCUGCUCCAUCUGCCCCUGCUCAUGAUCCUCUUUUUACUUAACAAAAAGCACUGGGUGUUUAGUGACGAUAAGCCGGAAGAGCAGCAGAUUGACGAAUAUCUGGUCCCAAAUAUUGUGGCCGAAGUGGGCGCCGGAAGUGGCGGCGGUGGCAUCAAGGCGAUCGAGGAUAACCUGCUGAUGAACGUGGCUAGCGUUCUGCCGGCGGCGGCCGCGAAGAACUAGAAGAAUUAUAUGUGAACCGCGCGCGCGCGUCGCAGAUGCUGUGUAAAAUAUUGUUGUGUAAGAUGAGCUGAAUAAACGGGAUGACUAUUGUGAUCGGA